Heteronotia binoei (common prickly gecko) is the source of this 4583-nucleotide messenger RNA. RefSeq names its product alpha-2-macroglobulin (gene A2M). Gene Ontology annotation, molecular function: endopeptidase inhibitor activity. NCBI's taxonomy places the organism in Eukaryota, Metazoa, Chordata, Lepidosauria, Squamata, Gekkonidae. Gene Ontology annotation, cellular component: extracellular region. The record is from RefSeq and is a predicted model, not a curated record.
GGGAGCAGGACACAAGGUGCCAAGCCAGUGUCUGCCCGAUUUGCCUCCCAACUUCUUCCUUUAAGCACCAUGGGGAAGGACCGGUUGGAUGUGGGACCCAGGGUCUGUCUCUUGUUCUUGUUCCUGCUCCCUGGGGAGGCAAUGAUACCCACUGCAGAACCACAAUACUUAGUGAUGGUGCCUUUUCUGAUCCACACUGAGACCCCUGAGAAUAUCUGCAUCCAUCUGAGCCAUUUGAAUGAGACUGUUACUUUGAGUGCCACUUUGGAAUAUGGAGCACAGAACAAGAGCCUAAUCGAUAAUGUGGUGUCAGAGAAGGACUUCUUUGCGAGCAUCCCCUUCACGGUACCCAAAUGGAACACUACCCCCGAAGUGAUCCUCAGAGUGGUGGUGAAAGGACCAACCCACCAGUUCAGAAGCCAAAAAGUGGUGUUGGUCAAGAACCCGGAAAGCCUGGCCUUCAUCCAAACAGACAAGCCCAUCUAUAAGCCAGGGCAGAAAGUUCUGUUUCGAAUCAUCUCUCUGAAUGAAGAUUUCCUCCCUCUGGAUGAGAAGUUUCCUUUGGUUCAUAUCCAGGACCCCAAAAGGAAUCGCUUAAUCCAGUGGCAUGAUGUACAGCUCCAGAAUGGCCUCACUCGGCUCUCCUUCCCUCUCACUUCUGAGCCUGCCCCAGGUCUCUACAAGGUGGUAGCGCAGCAAGCUUCGGGGAACAACAUUGAACACACAUUCAAUGUAGAAGAAUAUGUGCUGCCCAAAUUUGAGGUCUCAGUGAAGGUACCCAGAAUCAUAAUGAUUGAGAAUAAGGAACUGAAAGUGACCGCUUGUGGAAGGUACACCUAUGGGAAGCCAGUCCCUGGCCUGGUGGAGGUUCAAGUCUGCCGGAAUUAUCAGAAUCACAGAAGCUACUGUAGUGUCAGCAAAACAAUAAAGGGCAUCUGUGAAGAAUUCAGCGGCAAGGCAGAUGUACACGGAUGCCUCUCUCAGGUAGUGAAAACCAAUGCAUUUCAGUUGAUGAGAGGAGGGUAUCAAAUGAAGAUUGAGGUGACAGCCAAGAUCACAGAAGACGGCACAGGAGUGGAAUUCCUGGGCAAAGGUUCCACUGAAAUCACCAAUACUGUCAGCAGACUUACCUUCCAAAAACUGGAUACUUAUUACAAGCCUGGGAUCCCCUUUUUUGGGCAGGUGAAGCUAGAGGAUGGUAAGAAGGUGCCAAUUGCCAAUGAAACAAUCCAGAUUCGUAUGACAUCUCCGUCCACUACAUCCACUACCAACUAUACAACUGAUGACCAGGGGAUAGCACGGUUUCCCAUCAGCACUGACAACUUCACGGAUGCUUAUUUUGAUUUGGAAGCGGCUUAUAAAACGGAAGAAUACUGCUAUGAUGGGAACUGGGUCUUUGCUUCUCAUCAGAGAGCCUAUCAAAAAGUAUAUCUCUUCUACUCUCCAAGCAAAAGCUACCUCCAUAUAGAGCCUGUUGCUGACACUUUAAGCUGUGAUCUCGCUCAGCUAGUCAGAGUACAUUACAUCUUGAAUCCGGGUGCUCUGCCAGAGAAGAUCCACUUUUAUUAUUUGGUGAUGGCGAAGGGGAGCAUUGUGCACUCUGGAAUCCAUGCGGAGCCUGUGGAACAUGCAGUAGCCAAAGGGGUGUUUUUUCUGGAUUUUGAUGUGGACGUCCAUACUGCUCCCUUGGCACGCUUGCUUGUAUACGCCAUUCUGCCCAGCGGAGAAAUCGUUGCUCACACAGCAGAUUUUGCUGUGGAAAACUGCUUUUCAAACAAGGUGAAACUGGCAUUUUCAGCUGCCGAAGGCCUGCCUGGCAGCGAUACACAUCUCCACCUUGCAGCCGCCAGAGACUCCCUUUGUGCUAUCCGUGCUGUCGAUAAGAGUGUCCUCCUUUUGAAGCCUGAAGCUGAGCUUUCACCUCAAACCGUUUAUAAUUUGCUUCCUGUGAAGGACCUCCGGGGCUAUAGCUACCAGAAUCACUAUUUGGAUGAACCAGACGUUGAGCACUGCGUGGCUCCCAAAAAUAUUGUUGUGGAUGGCAUUCACUACACCCCUGUUGCUCAUGAUAAUAAAGGGGACGCCUACGAACUCCUCAAGAAUGUUGGCCUUAAAGUUUUUACUAAUGUCAGGAUCCAUAGGACCGUGUUCUGCAGUCAUGUAAAUCUAUACAGCACUCCAGGCGUAGCAAGGACAUACGUUGCAGAGAGCGCACCCAUCGCAUAUGCAAUGUCAGGACCAGGAGCUUUGCCAUCAAUGCCUCCCGAAGACGCCGACGUGGCAAAGCCCGCCAGAAGCUUUUUCCCCGAGACGUGGCUUUGGUUGGAAACACCAGUCGACUCUGAUGGACAUGCAAAUGUGCCAGUGACCAUUCCAGACACCAUCACCGACUGGAGUGCGAAUGCCUUCUGUACAUCAGCGGAGGCCGGCUUCGGCCUCUCCGAUACUGUCUCCCUCACAGGCUUCCAGCCCUUCUUUGUGGAACUCACCAUACCUUACUCGGUGGUGCGAGGGGAAGCCUUUGAGCUGAAGGCCACUGCCUUCACCUAUCUACAAGAUUGCAUCAGAGUAAGCAUAUCGUUGGCUCCCUCUCCGGACUUUGUGGCUUCUUCGCUAGGAAAUGAGGAAGAAUCUUACUGCCUGUGUACAAAUGAAAGGCAAACCGUGUCAUGGACGGUCACGCCAGAAACUUUGGGUGAAGUGAACAUCACAGUGACCGCCAAGUCCCUGGACUCCGAACAGCUGUGCGGGAAUGAAAUAGCGAAGACCCUCAGCGAAGGACAAACAGACACCGUGAUCAAGCCACUUUUAGUCGAGCCUGAAGGAGUGGAGAAGGAGGUGGUCUUUGGCUCCUUGGUCUGCGGAGCUGGAGAGAAAGAGGCUGCCCCCGUUUCCCUAAAGGUACCAGAAAAUGUAGUGGAAGGCUCAGCCAGGGCCUAUUUCUGUGUGCUGGGCGAUAUCUUGGGUACAGCGAUACAGAACCUGCAGCACCUUCUCCGGCUUCCCUAUGGCUGUGGGGAACAGAACAUGGUCCUCUUUGCCCCUAACAUCUAUAUCCUGGACUAUCUCAACACGACAGAGCAGCUGACUGAAGAAAUCCGGUCCAAGGCCAUCAGCUACCUGGUCUCUGGCUACCAGCGGCAGCUGAACUACAAGCACCACGACGGCUCUUACAGCACCUUUGGACCUCAUUGGCGAGAACUAGAGAAAGGGAACACAUGGCUGACAGCGUUUGUGCUCAAGUCCUUUGGGCAAGCCCGUCGUUAUGUCUUCAUAGAAGAGAAGCACAUCGCGAGCGCCCAGAACUUCUUGGCCACUCAGCAGAAGGAGAACGGCUGCUUCCAGAGCUCCGGACACCUCCUGAACAAUGCCAUCAAGGGUGGCGUGGGCGAUGAGAUGACUCUGUCUGCUUACAUCACAGCUGCCCCUGAGAUUUCUGUGCCGGUCUCACACUCGGUGGUACGUAAUGCCCUCUUCUGCCUGGAGACUGCAGCACAGGCAAAAGACAUCCACGUCUUCCGGGCUCUGUUGGCUUACGCCUUUGCCUUGGCAGGGAAGGAGGAAAAGAGGAAAGAGAUGUUGACCUUCCUCGAGGAGGCAGCUGUAAAAGAAGAGGACGGCUCCAUUCACUGGCAGAGGCCUGAGAGGCCACAUGAGGAGGUCAGGCAGCCCUUCUACCAGCCCCGAGCUCCCUCCGCAGAGGUAGAGAUGACCUCCUACGUACUCAUGGCUUACCUCAACGAGAAAACAACGCCAUCCCAAGAGUCUUUGACGAAGGCAUCCAACAUUGUCAAAUGGCUUAGCAAGCAGCAGAAUCCCACGGGCGGAUUCUCUUCCACCCAGGACACUGUGGUCGCCCUGCAGGCCUUGGCCCUCUAUGGGGCUUCCACCUACUCCAAGAGCGGAGCACGUGCCGAAGUGGCACUGCUGUCUGGGAAUGAUGUCCAGCACCAGUUCCAGGUGGACAGCACCAACCGCCUGCUGCUGCAGUGCCAGCCUGUGACCGGAGUGCCUGGAGAGUACGUCAGGGAAGUGACUGGGCACGGGUGUGUCCAUGUGCAGACCACCUUGAGGUACAACGUGCACCCCAGCCACGAGGGUGAGCCUUUCACGCUGGAGGUGCACACGGUUCCGGAGAUCUGUGAAGGACCCAAAGCCAACAGAGUUUUUGAUGUGACUAUAAAUGUCAGUUACACUGGCAAGCGCCCAGCUUCCAACAUGGCGAUUGUUGAUGUUAAGAUGCUGUCAGGAUUCAUUCCAGAAAAAUCAUCUGUGAAAAAGCUAGAAAGGCAAAAUCAAGUCAAGCGGACAGAAGUGGAUGCCAAUCACGUCCUGCUGUAUUUGGAGCAGGUGAACAACGCAACCCAGAGCUACUCCUUCAGGGUGGUGCAGGAUGUGCCAGUUCAGGACCUGAAGCCUGCCCUGGUGAAAGUCUAUGAUUACUAUGAAACAGACGAGUCUGCCGUGGCUGAGUACAGCGCUCCCUGCAGUACAGGUAGAGUAUGAACACAGGUUGUCCCUUGCAAGAUGUCCCAACUGUGCUCUUUGCUUACAUUUCUUCUCUCCAGUUUACUUUCCUUUCU